Panthera uncia (snow leopard) is the source of this 2987-nucleotide messenger RNA. RefSeq names its product testis associated actin remodelling kinase 1 (gene TESK1). The transcript is spliced from 11 exons. The coding region runs from base 822 to 2708 and encodes 628 amino acids. Lineage: Eukaryota; Metazoa; Chordata; Mammalia; Carnivora; Felidae. Gene Ontology annotation, biological process: actin cytoskeleton organization; protein phosphorylation; positive regulation of stress fiber assembly. The record is from RefSeq and is a predicted model, not a curated record. Gene Ontology annotation, molecular function: protein serine/threonine kinase activity; ATP binding. Gene Ontology annotation, cellular component: nucleus; cytoplasm.
CUCCUCCUCCAGCCUGAGGGGGCAGACCGGAUUCCUACAAGGUGGAGGGCAGAACCUCCAGAGAGGGGUCACACUGAUAAGGGCUGGGCCACAUUGAGGGGAGGAGUCACGUUGAGAGGAGGGGGUCACAAUGACCGGUGUAGUCACUCUGAGAGGUGGAGUCUCAUUGUGUGGAAGGAACACACAGAGGAGGGGUGUCUCACUGAGGGGUUCUGAUACACACUGAUGGUGGCAGUAUCAUACUAGGAAAAGGUCCCUCUGAAGGGGGCGUCUCACUGAGGAAUUAUUUAGCUCGGGCCUGAACUUAUUUGGCCCCGACGUCCCAGACCCUCUCGCCCAGGGUGUCGCUGCCACGGGUUAGGGGUUGCGUACCUGAGGGGGCGUGGCCGCUGCCGGUGGGCCGGGCUGGAAGGAGUUAAGCGGAGGCCCGGCUCAGCCCCGCCCCUGGCAGGCCGCGGAGCCUGAGCCCCAGCGGCGAAGCGGAGCAGCCGCCGCCCGCCCGCCAGCCAGCCCGCCUCCGCCUGCGGGGAGUCCGCCCGCUUGCCCGCCGGCGCCCGGGAGAGCCACUGCCACCGCCCGGCCCAGGCCCAGGCCCAGGCCCUGAGCCGAAAGAAGCAGAGCGGCGUUUACCCGGGCCCUGCAAGCCGGCGCGGCGGGGGCGGGCCGGGGCCCAGGAUCUUCCGCUGAUCUUCCAUUCUCCCGGACGGGAGCGGGAGCCCCGGCGUCCCGAAUCGGGCUGGGCGCGCGCCCAUGGCAAGCGCGGCCUGCCCGGGCCCCGGGGACCCUGCCAUGUGAGGCAGGCCGGGGCUGGGGGCCCGGCCAUGGCCGGGGAACGGCCCCCACUGCGGGGCCCUGGGCCAGGGCCCGGUGAGGCGCCGGGGGAGGGGCCCCCGGGGCCGGGGGGCACGGGUGGAGGCCCGGGCCGGGGCCGCCCCUCCUCCUACCGGGCUCUCCGCAGCGCUGUGUCCAGCCUGGCGCGCGUGGACGAUUUCCACUGCGCCGAGAAGAUCGGGGCCGGCUUCUUCUCUGAGGUCUACAAGGUUCGGCACCGACAGUCAGGGCAAGUCAUGGUGCUGAAAAUGAACAGACUCCCCAGUAACCGGGGAAACACGCUACGGGAGGUGCAGCUGAUGAACCGGCUCCGACACCCGAACAUCCUAAGGUUCAUGGGGGUCUGUGUGCACCAGGGGCAACUGCACGCUCUUACAGAGUAUAUGAAUGGGGGAACCCUUGAACAGCUGCUCAGCUCUCCGGAACCCCUGUCCUGGCCUGUCAGGCUCCACCUGGCUCUGGACAUUGCCCGCGGCCUGCGGUACCUGCAUGCCAAAGGUGUAUUCCACCGAGACCUAACAUCCAAGAACUGUCUGAUCCGACGGGAAGACCAAGGCUUCACGGCUGUUGUGGGUGACUUCGGGCUGGCUGAAAAGAUUCCUGUGUAUAGGGAAGGGGCAAGAAAGGAGCCAUUGGCUGUGGUAGGUUCCCCAUACUGGAUGGCUCCAGAGGUGUUGCGGGGUGAGCUGUAUGAUGAGAAGGCUGAUGUCUUUGCCUUUGGGAUUGUCCUCUGUGAGCUCAUUGCACGAGUACCUGCCGACCCAGAUUACCUACCCCGUACUGAGGACUUCGGCCUGGAUGUACCUGCUUUCCAGACCCUGGUAGGGGAUGACUGCCCACUGCCCUUCCUGCUCCUGGCCAUCCACUGCUGCAGUAUGGAACCCAGCACUCGUGCUCCCUUCACCGAAAUCACCCAGCACCUGGAAUGGAUCCUUGAGCAGCUGCCUGAGCCAUCCCCCCUCACCAGGGCUCCCCUGACACACAAUCAGAGGUCUGUUUCAAGAGGGGGUCCGUCUGCCACACUUCCUAGGCCAGACCCCCGGCUUUCCCGAAGCCGUUCCGACCUCUUCCUGCCCCCAUCACCGGAAUCACCCCCCAACUGGGGGGACAAUCUGACUCGAGUCAACCCCUUUUCACUCCGGGAAGACCUCAGGGGAGGCAAGAUCAAGCUGUUGGACACACCCAGCAAGCCAGUCGCCCCCCUGCCCCUUGUACCACCAUCACCACUGCCCUCCACCCAACUGCCCUUGGUGACCACUCCAGAGACCCUCGUCCAGCCUGGGACACCUGCCCGUCGCUGCCGCUCGCUACCAUCAUCCCCUGAACUUCCCCGACGUAUGGAGACAGCACUGCCAGGUCCUGGCCCCCCCACUAUGGGCCCCUCGGCUGAAGAAAGAAUGGAGUGUGAGGGCAGUAGCCCUGAGCCAGAACCCCCAGGACCAGCUCCCCAGCUGCCCCUGGCCGUGGCCACAGACAACUUCAUCAGCACUUGUUCCUCAGCCUCCCAGCCCUGGUCCCCUAGAUCAGGACCUACCCUUAACAACAACCCCCCAGCUGUGGUGGUGAACUCCCCACAAGGCUGGGCUGGGGAGCCCUGGAACCGGGCCCAGCAUAGCCUGCCCCGGGCAGCAGCCCUGGAGCGGACAGAACCCUCGCCGCCCCCCUCAGCUCCCCGGGAGUCUGAUGAGGGGCUGCCCUGCCCUGGCUGCUGUCUUGGCCCUUUCAGCUUUGGCUUCCUGUCCAUGUGCCCCCGCCCCACACCAGCUGUUGCCCGCUACCGCAACCUGAACUGUGAGGCGGGCAGUCUCCUCUGCCACCGAGGGCACCAUGCCAAGCCUCCCACACCCGGCCUGCAGCUGCCUGGGGCACGCUCUUAGCAGUAGAGCCUGUGGUCUCUGGCCUCCAACCUUGGCCUUCAGGAUGCCCUGUGAGGACAGAGCACACAUACUGGACAGUGCCAGCCCCAGAUGGGCUGACCAGCUCUUCUCCCCAUGUAGGGGAACCUCAGCAUGGACUCAAGGGACAGAACAUUUCCUAUCUAGCCCCUGGGCUUGCUCUCCCAUGGGCGAUCACUGAACCAGACAAAGCAUUGCUGACACAUGAGACUAACACGUGCAAAUUAUUUAAAAAUAUUUCAAUAAAACUGCCUGGCUGGC